This is a messenger RNA of Anastrepha obliqua, 1885 nucleotides long. RefSeq names its product transcription factor grauzone-like. The coding region runs from base 91 to 1491 and encodes 466 amino acids. Gene Ontology annotation, molecular function: zinc ion binding; DNA-binding transcription factor activity; RNA polymerase II cis-regulatory region sequence-specific DNA binding. Lineage: Eukaryota; Metazoa; Arthropoda; Insecta; Diptera; Tephritidae. The record is from RefSeq and is a predicted model, not a curated record. The transcript has 4 exons. Gene Ontology annotation, biological process: regulation of transcription by RNA polymerase II. Gene Ontology annotation, cellular component: nucleus.
GAUAGUUCUACAGCACUAACUUGUGCAUUAUUCGUGCCUUGUUGGAAAAAUCAAAACAAGUUAUAAAUUGGUUUUUAUUUACUGUACGGUAUGUUUUAUGAGCAAUCGUGCUUACUGUGCUUGGAAAAAACCAGCGCAACCGAUGGUCGAAUAAAUAUUGAUUCUAAAGAUCCGCAAUCAGUAAAGAUUCGUGAGGCAAUUAAACAACAUUUUAGAGAAGAGCUCAGUAUGAUACCCUUUUUAACAACCAAAGUCGUGUGUAACCAAUGCUGGGAAUUGGUACAAUCUUUUGAUGAGUUUUAUGUUCGUGUACAGAAGGCGCACUUAGCAGCGAGCGACAAACUUAAAUCUUUGCAAGAGUUGGAGAUAGAAGUAAAAGAAAUUAAAGUAGAGACAGACACAUUAGACGAGUUAAAUUCUUCUCCAAAACAUAAAAAUAAACACUCACGCGGUCUCGAAAAUGUUGAGGAAAAUAUAAUUUCCUUACAAGGAAACGGAGAUAAGAAUGAACAGUUGCAUAAUGUAAAUGUAGAAAGUUUUGCUAUUAAGAGUGAAGCUAUACAAGAUGAUACACUGGAUGCAAAUUAUUCCCCGCAAAUAUCAGAAGAUGAGAGUGAAUCAAGUAGCUCAGUGUCAGAAAGUGUUGUGAAGCUGGAAGAGGAAGAGAUAUUAGACCGUGCACCGCAUAAAAUAUUGCGAACUAAAGGAAGGUCAAAACAAAAGCGAACCCAGCAAAAGGGAGAAGCAAAGCAACAGAAUGAAAGGCGACAUAAAGCCAAAGACUAUGAUGAAUUUAUUGCACAAAAUUUUAAAUUAAACUGUUUUCUUUGUCAAAAGUCUCUAACAGAUUUCAAGGAACUAAAAAGUCAUUUUCGGGAAAACCACCAAACCAACGGAUAUGUAAAAUGUUGUGGCAAGAAAUUAUUUGACCGAGGUGUGCUCGUUGAUCAUAUUCGUGUUCACAUCAACCCAGAAUACUUCAAAUGUCAACACUGCGACAAGGUAUUAUGUGAUCGAAGUGGUCUGAAAAUGCAUUUGCAGUAUUUCCAUGGUUCCAGAGAACGUACUUAUCAUUGCAUUAUUUGUUCUAAAGGCUUUUUGAGCCGAAAAGUUCUCACUCGACAUUGUCUAAUCCAUGCUCCCGACGAACAAAAAAAUGUUAAGUGCGAACAAUGUGAUAAAGCAUUCUGUAAUCAAUAUAGCAUGAAACAACACUUAGCGCUAGUUCAUCUAAAUUUAUAUGCGAAGAUAUGUGAUAUUUGCGGCAAAGCACUCAAAUCGACAAAAAGCUUACGAGAACAUAUGGCAACACAUACAGGAGAAGUUUUGUGUACUUGUACAUUUUGCCCUCAAACGUUCAAUUCUAAAUCGAGCAUGUACACUCAUCGCAAACGACAGCAUCCAAAAGAAUGGGCAGAAAAUUGUGCAAACAAAAGAAUGUUCCCUGGAAUAGUACAAAAAAUUCAAAGUGAUUUAAGGUCCACAAUAUAAUCUUCGUUGCAGACGACGUUCAUAGAGAAGUUUCAAUGGGAAAAAUGCAUGGAAUUAUGAGGGGUACCUGUUUUGCACACUGAUGCACUCACACACAUUUUAAACAAUAUUUAAUAGCAAGAGACUGAAUUGCUGAAAUUCAGCAGCAGUUGAGUAGAACUCGUUCCUCCGACAGUCGGUUCAACGUUAGCGAAACAACCCGGAUUUACUAUACAUAUAUGCGGCCAAGGACUGUCAUUCCAGCGGCACUCCCCGUUCGUGUAUGGGAAAUGUUUUUGCUGCUACAAAGAAAACAAUAACAACUCGCUUUUUAUUGGUGCUUUUUUAAUAUGACCAUUAAUAAUAUAUUUUGUUUUUUCUAAUUUAUUUUUCAUUCCAUUAUAAAUUUAUUUUU